CCAUUGCACUCCAGAAGAAGAAUCUGAAACAGAAACCUCAGGCUUUGGGAUGGAUGUUAACUUUCCGAUAUUUGGGAUGUGAUCGGACAAAUGCGGUGAAGUGGUCAUUUAGUCUGUCUUUUCACAGAGUAACAAUAUCAUCCAGGUAACACAUGUUGCCACAGUGAGAUCUCUGCCUUAUUGCUUGGAUGCUUUGCUGAUCUGGUCAUCAUCAGCCUCUGGAAGUCACGUUCCACAGGAUGGCAGACAGUGGAAACCAGUCUUGCCUACUAGGAUCACAAGACACCCUGUCUUUCUUGGUGUGUUUGUUUCAUGUGUGGGAAGAGUGGGCUGGCCUGGAGCAGCUGGAGGACUACCUGAGCUUUCUUCAAUACCUCUUGUGGGUCUUCACGCCUCUCGCUGUUGUUUUCCUUGUGCCAUUCCUCAUUGUUAUCCUCCUUUAUCUCUCAAUACUCUUCCUUCAUGUCUAUAAGAGGAAGAAUCAGCUAAAGGAAGCUUAUAGCAACAACUUGUGGGAUGGAGCCAGAAAAACACUGGCUACCCUGUGGGAUGGACAUGGAGCCAUAUGGCAUGGUUAUGAGAUCCAUGGAAUGGAGAAGAUUCCCAACAGAGGACCAGCUCUAAUAGUGUACUAUCAUGGAGCCAUACCUAUAGAUUACUAUUACUUCCUGGCCCGUGUUAUCAUUCAGAAAGGACGUACCUGCCAUUCUGUAGCUGACCACUUCCUCUUCAAGAUUCCUGGUUUCAAGUUGCUGUUAGAGGUCUUCUCGGUGAUCCAUGGUCCUCAGGAAGAGUGUGUCCGGGCUCUGAGGAAUGGCCACUUGCUUGGUAUUUCUCCAGGAGGAGUGCGGGAGGCAAUGUUUAGUGAUGAGACCUACCGUCUUUUUUGGGGAAAACGCAAAGGCUUUGCACAAGUUGCAAUUGACUGUCAAGUGCCAAUAAUUCCAAUGUUUACUCAGAAUCUACGAGAGGGUUUCAGAUCUCUUGGGACACUAAGAUUAUUUCGGUGGCUGUAUGAAAGAUUUCGUCUUCCUGUAGCUCCAAUUUAUGGGGGAUUUCCAGUGAAAUUUCGGACCUUCCUUGGUGAUCCUAUUCCAUAUGACCCAAACAUCAAUGCUGCUGAGCUAGCAGAAAGAGUGCAGCAGGCGGUCCAGUCUUUGAUAGACAAACACCAGCAGAUCCCUGGGAGCAUCUUGAGAGCCUUGUUAGAGAGAUUCUACACAAAACGCAAAGAUUUUCAACAUCAGAAUUAAAAACGAUACGUCCAAUUUAUGAUCCGAUUUGGAUGUAAGCUGAUGAACUUUAUUGUCCCAGAGGAAAUUUGUCUUGGGUACAGACUCUGACUGCUGCGUAAUCCAAAACAAUGCCCAUCCCAUUACAUUCACACAUCAUACCUGUAAGAUUGACGCAUAACAUUCUAACUUAGAAAUGACUGGUUGGAUUCAGUAUGUACACUGUCCUAUUGGCUGUUUGUAUUAUGUCACUUGGUGAUUUCCUCGAAUAAUAUGUCUCUCUACAAAACUCAAUCUUGUAGUAGGAUGGAAAAAGGAAAAAUACAUUUUAUCAAUAUUAAGUGUGGUAAAACCUAAAGAAUAUGGGAAGUAUUUUUAUGAAUUGUACUUGCAUAAGUGCAAAAUGUCAUUGUACAUACUAAGUGGGUGGUUUUUUUGUUGUUUUUUCAUUUUAUAUCCAAAAAUGGUGAGGGGUGUGGUACUUCCAAUUACAGUAACAUAAUAUGCCGUACGAAUUACCUCUAUGCAUCAUGAGCAAUUGUACCCAGUUGUGGUCCUGUCACUUUGUUUUGGUCUCACUAAAGGGCAGUGUUUCCUAACCCUGGUCCUCAAGGCACACUGCUCUGCAUGUUAUAGAUAUUUCCCUCUGCUCUGCAUGUUAUAUAUAUUUCGCUCCUUAAUGUGCCUCAUUCAAUUGAUUGCAGUUCAGCAAACACCUGUUCAUUGAAAUCACAUGUGCUGAAGCAAGGAAACAUCUAAAAUAUGCAGGGUAGUGUACCUAGAAGACCAGGGCUGGGAAAAAAACAUUGCUAUAGGGAGUGUGGAUCAGUGAAGUGAUGUUAUACCCAACAAUCUCUCCAUAGCACAAAACUUUUGAUUCUCAACAACUCGCUUGUCUCAAAUCCUUCACAUUGAUAUUUGGAAUGAACUUUGUGAUCAGCUUCACUCUUUCUGAGUUAGGUUAAGCUUUGGCGUCGCUAGUUUUUUUUAAAUUUAGCAGGAAAGAUCAUCUGUUUUAUAUGUAUUUAUAUUGAAGUUGAGAGGUCUGUGAUGAAUAUAUAGACAAAACAAAUUCACAUGAAGGUGAAUAAGUUCAAGAGAUGCUAAAACUAUUAGUAACUUUUGUUUGGGAUGGUGGUGGUGUGUCACACUUUGAUGUAUUUACAUUUAGAUGUGGUGAUAUGUAAAAGGUACAUAAUCAUCUAUAACUGUUAUUUAAUGUUGGUGCUCUCCUAUUCCAGCUAACUGAACAGACUGCCAUGAAGACGAUUUCUAUCACUUUUGAUGAACUGCUCUACAUUUUAAGGGAGGUUCUAUUCUCACCAGCUCACUUACAUCUGAGCUGUUAUACUACAGCUCAGAUGUACCUUCUUUUAUGUUUUGAAACUCAAACUGUUUUACAGACAUAACAACAUAAGAGAUGUCCUUGUUACACGUUUAGCUGCUGUAUUGUCUUUGAAAAAUUCCCUGUUAUUUUUAUGUAGUUCAUAGUACUGCUUGAAACAAAACUACAGGCAUUCCUUAGACAACUGCCUUUAGUCAUGGUAAAUUGUUGUCUUGAUAUUCUGCUAUAAACCAAAUUUUUUGCAGAACAUCAGAGCGCUUAAGUUAUCUUUUGUUUUGAAAAUAGUUUUCUGUGUACUACAAGUUCUCAUUGUGCAUUUUAUUUUAGGUUUUGCAGAUUUUCAAUGUGUUAGCUUUGUAAAAUUAAAAAUGUCCAUAAGUAGUUAUGUUAAAAGAAGUGUAAGCACAUGUUGUUCACCUGAGUGAACUUUUGGACAAAUUCUACAAAAAAGUAUUUUUUACAACAAAAACCUUAUUUUUAUGCCCUAAGAAAAUCAAAAACACUUUUGAAAAAAACUUACAGGAUCAUAAAACAUGCAUGAAAGGGUUAAAAAUGUACUCACCUUGAUAAAAUUUGGCAAAAUACAUUCAAAACAGCUGAUUGACAAAAUGCCAGUAAAACACUCAAUUGCCUUAUCAGAGACUGUAUUUCUACAGUUUAGAAGGCUGCAAAAAAUUUGUGGUGGGCUGGAUUUGGCUCACGGACCCUGAGUUUGGACACUUAAAACACUUUUUUCUUCCCUGUGUCUGUGGGCCUGUGAAAUCAGAGUUCUCAGCAGACAGGCUCUGGCUCUGCGUGUGUGAGAGUUUUAUCUUUGUUUUGGCAAGGCUCUAAAAGCAAUGGUUGUUACCUGUAAACUGAAUGUGCUUAUCUGGGCAACCAACGGAGUGCAAUAAAACUCAGCCUGCAGUUAUAAAAAACGGUAGCCUUUUGAAAAUAUAUAAAAUUAAAUUAAUACAGUUUAAGUUUGAUUUCUGUGCAAAUGCCACCCUAGCAAAAAAAAGUGUACUAAGUAUGUAAAAUUUUAACAUACUUUAGCAUACUUCAAGUACACUUAGGAUUAACAUACUUAAAGUGUGCUUUUUUGGGACAACGUUUUUGUGCUUAGUGUAUUUUAAUAGUAUUUAAAUUGUAGUAAUGUACAAUUUAAAGUAUACUAAGCAUACUUCGAGGUACAUUUUUGGAACAACUUAAAACACACUCUGAACACUUUGAUCCUUGCAGGAUGGUGAGGGAGGCUGGUGGUGCCCAUGUCCAGCAGUAAUCAGAUGAGAGGCAGGGUUCACCCUGGACAGGUCACCAGUCCAUCACAGGGCCCUGAAGCUAACAAUGAAUAAAAUAUAUGAAAGAGAAAUGUUAGAUUAACAAGGGGAAUAAACCCAGAUAGCACAUGAUGUUAAAUCAAUGUUGAAUUAUAGUCAGAAUCGUUGAUCUUUGGUUGAAGUCGACAAAUGAUGGUGGAUCAACCAUCAAACAACCAUCCAAUUCUAACCGUUGAAACUGUGUCAUUGAAUCAGUGUUGUUUUGUGGUUGAAAUCUAAUGAAUGAAAAGCCGAGGUCUGAUCAACGUCUGAUCAAUGUUGAAUCAAAGUAUGCUGUUUUGCUACGCACCUUCUCCUCGUCAUCAGAGCUCUGGGUGAGAGCAUUGUAUUACUCAGCAGGGGUUAUCACAUUUUUAAUAACACUGUAGAGGAUAGUGAGUGGCGAUUCCUUUCUGUACAUUUUUUUUUAUUUGUUAAUAAAAUUUCUGACUGUG
Poecilia reticulata (guppy) is the source of this 4333-nucleotide messenger RNA. It is a transcript of the gene tmem68, whose product is annotated as transmembrane protein 68. Gene Ontology annotation, cellular component: membrane. The record is from RefSeq and is a predicted model, not a curated record. Gene Ontology annotation, molecular function: acyltransferase activity. NCBI's taxonomy places the organism in Eukaryota, Metazoa, Chordata, Actinopteri, Cyprinodontiformes, Poeciliidae.